Molecule: messenger RNA, 2120 nt
Organism: Bicyclus anynana (squinting bush brown)
Lineage: Eukaryota; Metazoa; Arthropoda; Insecta; Lepidoptera; Nymphalidae
Product: fidgetin-like protein 1
Exons: 10
Coding region: 250-2079 (609 amino acids)
Molecular function (GO): ATP binding; microtubule severing ATPase activity; ATP hydrolysis activity
Source: RefSeq, a predicted model, not a curated record
GAUCUUUUUGUUUUUGACAUGUUUUUACUUUCGCGGUUUCGCGCCACUCACGAAAAAUAAUCCAAAUCCAAAUUAAUAACAUUAAAACGUAGCUUAAACUUAUAGUAAAGUUAUUAGCUUGUAGUUUUUUUAACAUUUAUUUUAUAAUAUAGUUUCCAGCAUUUGUUAACAUAUUUGUUUAUUUUAUAAUGACCACCGUUACCCGUUACUGAUAAUUUCUUUAAAAGCCUUUAAAAAUUUCUUCAAAAUAUGAACAAAAAACAAACAAACAUGCAACAGUUUAACGAUCGGCAUAAUAAAAGUUACUUUUCACUAUUGAAUGAGAGCUCUGCUCAUCAAUAUAAAGCUUCGCUUAAAAGUGCAUCAAAUAUCACAUCUAAUAUUCUAUUAGAAGAAUCUUGGCGAGCUAAUAAUAAGGUUCUCAAUGAAAAUGCAAUAGAUGAUAUUUUAGGUGCUGCUAAGCAGCUUGUAAAUAAUUCAAAUUCGAAAAAUUCAACAGAAUCACCUACUUCAUGGAAAAGUGCCAUAUGUAACCUGUCUGAUCCACUAAUAGUGUUUCAAAAGUAUUUGCAUUGUCAAAAAUGCUCUGAAUCAAAAAGAAGAAAUGUAGACUUUUUGAAAACUACUUGUAAAUGUGAACCACCCAGUCCACCACUAUCAAAUGUGUACAAUGUUUCAUCCUCUCAAGACUCAAGUCAGGAAUCUAAAGAGGACACUGAAGUUUGUAAACCACAAUCUUGUCCAGGAUCUAAGAGACCACUAAAUAAAGUACAUAUUUCUAAGAAAAAUUCCUCCAUAACAAUAGAUAAAUAUCAUCAAAAUAAGGAUAAUCCUCAGGAAUAUAAUAUUCAAUAUGAUAAACCAAGAACAAGUACAAGUAUGGAAUAUUUUGGUAAAGAAAAAGAAUGUUCUAGAAGUAACAGUUAUCAAGAAUAUGGUAUGGAUGUCGACAAACCUAAACCUUCCAGCAGGGAUAUUGAAGAGGAAGAAGAGAAAGCCCAUAAGAGCCAAGUUGCUAAAAUUAUGUUUAAAAGCGCUAAGGAACAGUUGCUAGCAACUAACCCGGCCGCACGGAGAACGUUGGGGGCAUCAAGGAAGGCUCAAGCUAAAUUUAUUUCACCAAUGCUGGGCUCUGUGGAGAAACAGGAGACAAGUAGUAGUCCGGUAUCAGAUGAACGGCUGAAGCACAUUGAUCCAAAAAUGAUUGAACUUAUUGAGAGUGAAAUAAUUGACCAGGGAGCUCCUGUUGCUUGGGAGGAUAUAGCAGGGCUGCAGUUGGCUAAGUCGGUGAUACAAGAGGCGGUAGUGUGGCCGCUGCUGCGCCCCGACAUCUUCACGGGGCUGCGCCGCCCGCCGCGCGGCAUCCUGCUGUUCGGUCCGCCGGGCACGGGGAAGACUCUCAUUGGUAAGUGCGUGGCGGCGCAGUGCCGCGCCACGUUCUUCAGCAUCUCGGCGUCGUCGCUCACGUCCAAGUGGAUCGGCGACGGAGAGAAGAUGGUGCGCGCGCUGUUUGCCGUCGCGCGCACGCACCAGCCCGCGGUGAUAUUCAUAGACGAGAUAGACUCGUUGCUGACGCAGCGCAGCGACGCGGAGCACGAAGCCACGCGCCGGAUCAAGACCGAGUUCCUCGUGCAGUUCGACGGAGCUGCUAUUGGUGACGAGGACCGGCUGCUGAUAGUGGGCGCCACCAACCGCCCGCAGGAGCUGGACGAGGCGGCGCGCCGACGGCUCGUCAAGAGGCUGUACAUACCGCUGCCUGACAUCGAUGCCCGCAAACAGAUAAUGUCGAACCUGCUAAAGGAAGAGACCCACGAGCUGACCGAGCGGGACAUGGCGGAGGUGGCGCGCCUCACCGACGGGUACUCCGGCGCCGACAUGAAGUCCCUCUGCUCUGAAGCCGCCAUGGGACCCAUUAGAUCUGUGCCACUGUCGCAGAUCGUCACCAUUGAUAGAGAUAAGGUUCGUCCAGUCAAUGUUCAGGAUUUCAACGCAGCACUGCAACGGAUUCGACCGAGUGUAUCGCAAGAUGAUCUCUGGCAAUAUGUCAAGUGGAAUAAUACUUAUGGUCAAGGAUUUUAGUGUGUUCUGAACACUUAAAUAAAUAUAAUUGUUAUUAAAAA